Polypterus senegalus (gray bichir) is the source of this 2646-nucleotide messenger RNA. It is a transcript of the gene cldn5a, whose product is annotated as claudin 5a. The transcript has a single exon. Gene Ontology annotation, biological process: bicellular tight junction assembly; cell adhesion. Lineage: Eukaryota; Metazoa; Chordata; Cladistia; Polypteriformes; Polypteridae. Gene Ontology annotation, cellular component: plasma membrane; bicellular tight junction. Bases 222 to 866 code for a protein of 214 amino acids. Gene Ontology annotation, molecular function: structural molecule activity. The record is from RefSeq and is a predicted model, not a curated record.
GCCCCUUCCUCUAAAAGUUGGACUGCAAGCGCAUUCUGAAAGUUAAAUACGCGUAGACGGUGGCUGAGCGACUGACACACAGAGGGAGGCGGACGACGAUGCCUUAUAGUGAGUCCUAGACUACUGCAGGAGCAAACUCGGGCGCUACUGACAGAUUCCACUCAGCCAUAUUGAAGUCAAAGAACUCAGAAACCACGCGGAGAGGCUCACAAAGUGGGAAAAUGGUAUCUGCGUCUUUGGAAAUCCUCGGGAUGGUGCUGUCUAUCCUCGGCUGGCUCCUGGAGAUGCUAGCCUGCGGUCUACCCAUGUGGAAGGUGAACGCGUACCUGAGCGCCAACAUCGUGGUCAGUCAGAGCUUGCAGCAGGGUCUCUGGAUGUCGUGCGUGGUUCAAAGCACAGGGCAGAUGCAAUGCAAGACGUAUGACUCUGUGUUGGGACUACAGCGGGACCUCCAGGUGGCGCGGGCGAUGACGGUGCUGUCCUCUGUGCUAGGUGCUUUGGGGUUACUAGUUACUGUUGCCGGAGCGCAGUGCACCAAAUGCGUUCCAGACGAAAGCAACAAAGCGAGGAUCGUGAACGCAGGAGGUGCUAUCUUCAUCAUCUCAGGUCUCUUGGUGUUGGUACCCGUCUGCUGGAUGGCUAAUUCUAUCAUCGCUGAGUUCAAUGACCCUUUGGUCUCUGACCAUCAGAAAGAGGAGAUGGGGGCGUCCAUCUAUAUUGGCUGGGCGGCCAGCGCUUUGCUAGUCGCUGGCGGUUGCGUCCUUUGCUGUUCAUGCCCAAACAGACAAGCUCGCUUUUCGGCCAAGUAUGCGGCCCCGAAGAGAACUGUACAGAACGGCGACUACGACAAAAAAAACUACGUGUGACCGGUUUGUCAACAGUAGUGGAGGCGCGGUGGUGAAGACCCUUUAAGAGCAGAGUGAUGAUGAGCGUGACCCUUUGAAACGAUUACAAGCAAGUCGCGGAUCCAACUUCUCAACUUGUAGAAUGCAUUUCUUUUGUUUGGCUAUUUAUCUUAGAAAAGAAGAGUGAGAGAGAAAAAGAACAUGCGUUUUUGGAAAUUCUGUGCCCUUUCCCGAUCACGGAACUGUUCCAUAAAGUGUCAAUCCGCUUUCUCAGAGUACGUCUUUUAAAUAAGCCGAGAGACUUCACAUUGGCUGUAUCGCACAAAUCAUAGUAGAAGGGCUCUUCAUUCAUUCAUAAACCCCUCACAAGUGGCAAUAAGAAAUUUCAAACCGAAUAGUGGAACGUUGAGGCAAAUGUGCAUAACUUUAGCAAAUAGCACAGUUACGUUUGGGCGCAAAACAACACCCAACGGAUAACACUUCAUGUUGUUUUAUUGGAAUUGAACAAACCCCUGCGGACAUUCAGCCUUCAGUGAAAGCAAAUCACUCCCUGAAAAGAGUUGAGGAAGAGACAAAUCGGCUACCUGAAGACGGCACUGACGAACUUGUAACCAUGUAUCGGAUGUCUAAUGAAUUGUAAAUUGAAAUCGGGGCAGAGUAGUCUACGAGACUGAGAAUGUCGAACUGAAAAAUUAAACACCAUCAAUUGUAUAUCAUUGUGCAAAAAUAUAGCCUAUACCUUAUACUUUUAUACGCAUAGUGUAUAAUGUAGAAUAUGUGCGCAAUAUUAGAUAUUGUGUGUCGUGUAAGUAUAUAUAGGAAGUGACAUACAUUGUAUCUGUUAUGUCAUUGCGUUUCACUUCUUUGCUUAUAUACUUUCACGCAGAAAAUGACUGAUGAUUUAUUUUUUACUGAUUUUUUUGUGCGUUUCCCAAGAUGGAUGCUGUAUUUUUGUAGUUGUUUUCACAACGAUACAUUUUUUAGCUUGGUGCAUCAGGCUGGAGGAUGGCAUUGUUUUCUUGCACAGUGCGCUGUGUUACACUUAGGACGCUAAGGUGGGGUUUACAGGAGUUUUAAUCUCAUGGACAGAAUGAAUUAGUUCUGAUACAGAAAAUAAAUCGAAUUGAAUUUAAAAUGAAAUAGAAAAUUAAAUAAAUAAAAUUAUAAAAUACAAAAGUGGAAGAUUUAAGAAAUGGCCUUACAUACAAUGGGAGUGCCAGCAGCGUUAUUGAACCAUCGAUAAGGUUGUUUGUUUGAACUUGAGCUUUAACAUAUAGCUCUAAGUAUGUGUGAUUUAUACGUGUACACUGGCCUCAGUCAGUAUUUUUAUUUAAAUUCUUAGAGCAAUACUUAUCAAAACUCCACAAAAACUAAGUACUCUUAUAUAGUGCCUUUUAACAGUAAACAUCUUUAUAUGCUCACUAAUGUUAUCUUCAUCUCCACAUUUCUACAAUGUGGGCAAUAGCAGGUUAAGCCAUUCAGUCACACAGGAAGACUGAACAACAGUUGUGUGGUUUGCUGUCCAACACUUUAUCAGGUAGGCCACACUAACUAUUAAACAGCAGCGGCAUACUCUUGUAAAAGGAUUAACAAAAAAUGGGACAUCAUCAGGCUGUUAAUUUUACUGUGGGAUUUCUGUGUGCAUUUUAUUAAAUAUUUCCCCUCAUUUAUAUGUCUGUCACAGCAUAUAUUUUGUAGAUAAGCAUUUUAAUAGGCUUUCAAUGAAUGUUAUUUUUUUAUGUGCAUAGAAAAAAAAGUUGCUGCCUUUGGUGCCAUAUUAAAUUUGUUUAUAAAUACACUU